Molecule: messenger RNA, 9303 nt
Organism: Candidozyma duobushaemuli
Lineage: Eukaryota; Fungi; Ascomycota; Pichiomycetes; Serinales; Metschnikowiaceae
Gene: VPS13
Product: membrane morphogenesis protein
Exons: 2
Coding region: 1-9303 (3100 amino acids)
Biological process (GO): mitochondrion organization; protein targeting to vacuole; late endosome to vacuole transport
Cellular component (GO): extrinsic component of membrane
Source: RefSeq, a predicted model, not a curated record
AUGUUUGAAUCCGUCGUUGCAACAUUGUUGAACCGCUUCUUGGGGUCUUACAUAGAAAACUUCGAUCCCAAGCAGCUUAACAUAGGAAUAUGGUCUGGUGACGUUCGCUUGAAGAACUUGAGACUCAAGAAGGAGUCGCUAGACAAAUUCAAAUUGCCGGUGGAUGUCAAGUUUGGCCACUUGGGAGAGCUCACAUUACUGAUUCCAUGGUCCAAUUUGAAGGGAAAGCCAGUGAAGGUGGUAAUUGAGGACGUGUACCUUCUUGCCUCUCCUAUCAUCAUCAAUGACUUUGAUGCUGAUGAGGAUGCUACCAGGGAGCAGAAGCUCAAGCAAGAGAAGCUUCAAGACUUAGAGGCAUUACAAAGUGCAAUUGCCUCCAAUCUCAAUGCCUCAAAGGGUGACAAUCAGGCUGCCAACGAGUCCUUCACCGAGAGCUUGGUCACCAAGAUCGUCGACAACUUGCAAGUGACCAUCAAGAAUAUUCAUGUCCGCUAUGAAGACGAAGGUGUCUUGACAGACUCACCGUACGCAUUGGGUCUCACACUCGAUGAAUUGUCGGCCGUUUCGACGGAUGACCAAUGGAAGCCGAGCUUCAUCUCGAUUACCCAGAGCCUUUCCAGGAAGCUACUCAUGCUCAAGAACUUCUCUUGCUACAUGAACACGGAGAGCUCCAGCAUCUUUUCAGGUACGCCAGAUGAGGUUCUCGAGGCUCUUAAAUCCACACUUGCGACCAGAUCUGAGAAGCAGUACCUUCUUAAACCUGUUUCCGGAGAAGGGCGCCUUACCGUUUACAAAACAGGUGCCACUGAGACGCAUCCGCAUAUAACCACUGAGCUCUUCUUCGAAGAGUUUGGCGUUGAGUUCGAUAGCAGUCAGUAUAGAGAUGUGCUUUGGACCGCGUCCAAGCUUCAUUGGUACCAAAAGACUUGGAAGUUCCGCAAGUACAGACCAAAGGUUUCUGUUGAAGAGGAUCCAAAAGAGUGGUUUAGAUAUACAGCAAAGAGUAUCCUCGGUGAGAUUCACGAGAAAAACUAUUGCUGGAGCUGGGAUCACUUCAAGAAGAGAAGGGACCAGAGAAAGAAGUACAUCGGCUUGUGGAAACAGAAAGUGCUCAAAAAGACACUCUCAGCGCUGGACGAAACCAUGUUCGAGAAGUUGGAAUGGGAUCUACCCUACGAGGAUAUCAGGUUUUACCGCUCCUUAGCCAGAAGUGAGAUCCGUAAGGAGAAACUCAAUGCUCCUCCUGCUACACCACAGCCAGCAUCACAGGGUGGCUGGAUUUCUUCAUGGUGGUAUGGUAACAAGAGUCAGGAUACCAUCGAGGCUCCAAAGUCUGAGGGCGGCUUGAACCUCACUUUGACAGAUGAACAGCGCAAAGCCUUAUACGAAACUAUUGACUUCAACGAGGAUGACGCUGUUACUGAUGCUGUGAAUAUUCCACGCGACAGGGUCACUGUUGAGGUCUUCAUGACUGUCAAAAAAGCUGGCAUUUCCUUGAAGCCUGUGAAACACGGCCCCAGCUUGGCAGAAGUUAUUGUCGAGGGCUGUAGAACACAGCUCUAUCAAAGACCAGAUUCUUUCCUCGCUAACUUCCAAUUGCAAGAGCUUAAGGUGGAGGACGGUACUUCAAAGACUCUUUACAAACAUAUCGUCAGCGUGAAGCACGUCCAUUCAGAUCUUCAUCAAUCCGUGGAAGAAUUCCAUGAUGCAUCCUCCUCCAUUACGUCCCAAAAACAAGAUCCGUUUUUCCAAGUAUCUUUCGAAAAUAAUCCAUUGGACGGCAGCGCAGACUCUAUUCUCCUCGCCAAACUCAACUCCAUGACUAUUUUCUACAACGCUUUCUUCAUUGAGGAAAUCAUCAAAUUUUUCAAACCUCCUAAAAUACAUCUUGACACUAUUGGUGCUAUAAUGAAUGCUGCUGAGGCCACGAUGGAAGGUAUCACCGCACAAACCAGAUUGGGUCUUCAAUAUGCAUUGGAAGAACAUAAGACCAUUAAUGUGAAGCUCGAUCUUCAGGCGCCAUUGAUCAUUCUUCCCCUUGAUCCUACGAGUUGGAAAUCCCCCGUGGCUAUAUUAGAUGCUGGUCACCUUAGCGUCACGAGUAAUUUGGUGGACAAGGCAACCAUUGAAGAAAUCAAGUCGAAAGAGAGCUACGACAAGGAGGACUGGACCAAACUCAAAACACUCAUGUAUGAUCAAUUUAACCUCCAUCUCCAAGAUGCGCAGUUCCUUGUGGGUUCUACGAUCAAGGAUACAAUGGAGCAGCUUCAUACAGAGAGUUCAAAACAGUCAGCAGUUAUGCUCAAUAAUUUGGACAUCAAACUAAAUCUAGGGGUCUCAAUCAUACCCGAGGCCACGAACUUGGCGCGGUUCAAAGUCGGUGGAGAAAUACCAGAGAUCAACAUUGCGCUCAACGACUUCCAAUACAAAACCAUCAUGAAGCUUGUGGAUGUCCUUAUACCAGAUCUCUCUGAUAAUGAUGGAGAUGACAACAGCGUUUUCCAUGCCUUUGGUCAAAAAGGAGAAGAAUACAAGCUAGAGGACGUCGAGGAAUCUAUGAGCACUCUCACAAAUGCCAAAAGACCCGAGAACCCACAACACAUGUUUGAAAUGGACUUUAAGGUAUCAAAGGUGAACAUGUCAUUGAAGAGAUGCAAGGAUGCUGUUACGUUAGAAGCAGAGCCCUUCCUCAACCUCAUCGGAGACACCUUGAGAUUCACAUUCUAUAAGACUGAUUACGAUAUGCACCUUGAUUUGACCUUAAUCGACAUUGAUAUUAUCGACCAUAUUGAAAAGUCUGGCGUUGCUGAAUUUGAAAAGUUGGUGUCCUCGAGAAACUUUACCGAAACUGAGGCCGUCAAGCGCAAGCAACAAGAACUUUUCAAGGUUGAUCUCACAAGGACUCAAAGAAUUGUCGAAUUCAAGGGGAAUGAUAUCGAAGUGUUUGAUUUGGAUAUAAUUGUGGAUAUGUCUGCCGUGAAGUGUGUGGUUUCAAGGAUGUCAUACUUGAGCAUUCUUAAUUUCAUGUUGAACACCUUCACCGAUCCAAAUGCGGAGGAAACACCCGCCGAUAAGUUGAAGCACAAUGAUUACAAGGAUGAUAGAGUCGCUCCUCAAAAAAUCAACGUGAAGGUAAACCUUGAUAGUAUUAUCGUUGUUCUCAACGAAGACGACCUAAAAUUAGCCACUUUACAAUUGAGCACAGCAAAUGUCAAGGUUUUCGUCCUUCCAGAGGCUUUGCAAGUGAGUGGCUGCCUUGGAGCUUUGUCUUUGCACGAUGAAUCUAACGAGGGCUCUCCGAGGGAUUCUAUUUUCCGUAAUUUGAUAAAUAUCGAUGGUGACAACUUGGCAGAAUUCACUUACAAGACAUACGACCCAGCCACUAACAAGGAGCCAUUCGAUAGCUACAUUGAGUUCAUUACCGGAUCUCUGACCAUCAACUUUGCAGAGGAUGCCUUCGGAAAGAUUUUCAAUUAUCUCAAUAAGUUUGCUCAAAUGAAGGCCAUCUAUGAUAAGGCACGAGAUGCUGCCAUAAACCAGGCAAACCAAAUUGAUGAUGCCAUCAGGAUAAAGAUGAAUAUUUUGGUCCGGGCACCCACGGUUCGUUUACCCAAACUCAUUGAUGUUAGCAAAGAUGAGUACGAUGUUAUAGUUGCUGAACUUGGUGAACUUUACCUUAACAAUGAGUUUGUUACAAGAGACUCUUUGGUGUACAACGUGAUGUACGCCGGUCUCAGAAAUACCAAGGUUACGUCGAGGUUUCAUCUUGCUGAUGUGGUUCAAGAAAGUCAGAUGGUCGAGAAACUAGACAUUGGUUUCCAGAUUGACUAUCUUGAAGAGUUCCAGGCAGACAAGCCUACUUUCAAAGUAUCUGGAAACUUACCCGAGCUCGAUUUCCAUUUGUCUGAGCUUCAGCUUAACUAUUUGUUCAAUCUUCAAAAUAAGGUAAGUUCUGUCUUUAUGGCAACCGGUGGCGACGACUCUAUGGACGAAAUUGAAGCCGACGCUGAAAACGCAAAUGCUUUGAUAGCUCAUGAUACCUCUAUUCAGAGACAGAAGGAUCUUACUUCACUCGACGGAAGAGAAAUUCAGAAAUCCGAGCCUGAAGAUUCCGUUCAGAAUUCACCAGAGCAUAUCAAAUUUGACGUUGCAUUGGAGAUUCCACAAAUCUCUUUGAGCCUCUACAACGACACGAAUGACGUGGCGUCGAUCGAAGAAAAGAAACUUGCAUUGAUGGCGGUAAAGGACUUGAAAGCACUGUUUGUCAUGAAGGAUGAUGAGAACUUCAACUCAGACCUUUCUAUUAAUGCGUUCACGAUUAGCGAUGUGAGAUCAAAUACCUCGAAUAAGUAUACUGAGGUGAUCCCACUGGUUCAAAGUGAGGGCGAUCAGUUCAAGCUCAACGCUUCCACAGGAUCUACAGGCGUGGCAGAUAAGAAGGCUACGACGGUCAUGUUAACCAUUGAAGAGCCGCAGGUCAUCUUAGCUCUCGAUUUCAUGUUUGGAUUACAAGCAUUCGCCACAAAAGGUUUACAAGUUGAGAGUGUGUCUGCCGCGUUGGAAGCUGAAGAUGAUGAGUCUGAGACUGAAGAUUCAUUGGAGGAUCGACUCAAGAAUGCAGAGAAGGAAGAGGAGCAAACAUUGGCUUCAGCGCUUGGAUUUUCCAUAAACAUCACCAAACCAUCGGUUUUGCUUCUUGCUGAUUCAACCAAGGAGGAUACUGAGGCAAUUGUGUUCAAGGUGGAACAAGUUCUUGUGACAAGUCAAAAUAUUGUUUCACUUGCUGCCGACAGUAUAGGCAUGUUUGUUACAAGGAUGAACGAUUUUGAGAAAAAUAUUCGUAUCAUCGAUGAUUUUUCAAUUUCGUUCGCUUUAGACGGAAGAGGUUCGACCUCAACUUCAUUCUUGACCAACAUUCAGCUCUCCAUUGACCCCUUGCUCGUUAGACUUUCGUUGCGUGAAGUUCGAUUGGGAAUGCGGAUCGCUAAUAGAGCCAAUGAGCUUUACGCAGAGGCAAUGGGCAUCGAUAUCGAGAACCCAUCUGAGCCAGACCAUAGCAUAACCGAUGACUUCAAGCGCCGUCUUUCACAAUAUGCACCAAGUGUUGUCUCAGGUUUUUCCAAGGAAUCAGCAAAGAGAAGAAGACGUUCAUUGACCACUGAAGUGAUUGUUAAGGGCGAAGAGUUUAAUGCAUCUUUUGGUGGUGCCAGAUUUGUUCUCAUUGGUGAUGUUCACGAAUUGCCUGUUAUUGAUGCGAAUAUAAAUCUGUUCGAGACUAAGGUUGUGAAUUGGUCUACUGAAUUAAGCGCAGAAUGUCACCUCGAGCCCUACGUGAACAUCUACAACUACGCAAAGUCCACUUGGGAGCCUUUGGUGGAACCAUGGCCUGUUUCAAUCUAUGCCUCUAAAGCUAUUGAUCCCAAGCCAAGUAUCAUGAUAGAUGUUGUUUCCAGAAGCAUGGCUCAAAUAACGAUCUCUUCGAGAUCUGUGGCUUUACUUUCCCAAAUUUUCUCAGCUAUCUCUCCUGACGAAGAACACAAGUCCCGAGAUGAGGUCACUCCAUAUAAAAUCCUCAACCAGACAGGCUAUGACCUCGAGCUUUGGACUGAUCGAGGCGAAAAGCUGAGAAAAGAAAAGAAGGUAUUGAAGAACAAGGAGCAGAUUCCGUGGUCGUUUGAAGAUUGGAGAGUCAUUCGUGAGAAAUUGGACACUGACAAUGAACAAGAUGUUCUUGGGUUGAAAAUUCUCGAUUCGCCCUAUGACGAGGUUGGCAACAUAAAUGCAGCUGGAGUGGGCGAGCAGAUAUUCAUAGAUUGUUUUGGGGACGACAAUGUCAAAACUAUUAUUUUGCGUUCCACUGUCAAGGUUCAAAACGAUUCUGAUUCAGGGAUCGCUCUUAAAUUUGUCGACGCGGAGAAUGGCCGGGACACUGAACUUGUUGUCGAUGCUGGUGACACUAAAGCACUUCCAAUUGACAUAGUCUUUUCAAGCAAGCUCAAGAUCAAACCUUACCUCGAAACUAACUUCAAUUGGUCUAAUGGUACGUUGGAAUGGAGAGACCUCAUGAAGCAGGGGACCGCAUUGUCAUGUUCAUCAGUGGGUACUGGAGAAACCUCCGUAUUCUACUAUCAAGUGGAGGCAAACUACGACGAAGAUGAACCGCUUGCAAGGAUCUAUCCUCAUUUCACUUUAGUGAUUUCUGCACCACUUGAGGUUGAGAAUUUACUUCCUUUCGAUUUCAAUUUCAGAUUGUACGACAAAAGCAGCAAGAAGGACUGGAGUGGAUCUGUGAAGAAGGGCGAAAGCACUUUUGUCCAUGUCGUAACUCUUGACGCUCUUCUCUUACUCAGUGUGGAGCCUCUUGAUUGCUCUUUCGGUAAGUCUGAGUUCGCAAUUAUCAAUUCAACGAAGAAGAGCGAGUUUAAGCGGGAGGUUCUCAUAAACACUCGAAGUGAAUCUGGAAGAAAUGUGCGUUUAAAGAUGCAUUAUCCCAAACAUGAUGUGAAGAAAAACUUGAAAGUGUCGAUUUACAGUCCUUACAUCCUUUUGAAUAGAACUGGUCAAAGCUUAUCAGUCGUCGAUAAAGCCAGUCGUCUGAAUGUGUUGGAAACCUCCAGCUCCCUUGAAAACAUCCCUCAUAUGUUCUCAUUCGACAGGGAUGGCGAAAGACUGAACAGAGGCCUUGUGAAGAUAUCCGACUCUGUUCUUUCUGCUCCUAUCAGUUUUGACGCCAUUGGUCAGAAUAUGGGGUUGCUGGUGCAGCUUAACCACAAGCAGACCGAAAUGAACUUUGGUGUAUCGAUUUCUGAAGGUGAAGGAAAGUACCAGCUUUCAAAGAUUGUGACCUUUUCACCUCGAUAUGUUAUCAAGAAUGCCAUUUCAGAGCCCCUUUCUUUGGUGGAGAAUGGCUCAACAAAACAAAUUCUGCUUGAUGCCGGUCAACUGAUUCCUCUUUACUCACUUCACCGAGUUGAAAACAAGAGCAUUAUGCUCAAAUUUGAAAACAACGGAAAAGGCUGGUCUUCGCCUUUUGCAAUCGAUGAUGUGGGGCAGAUCUUUUUGAAGCUUCAGAAGGAGGGCCAAGGGCAAUCACUUCUAAAAGUAAAUGUCAUGACAGAAAAUGCCACCAUUUUUAUUCAAGUCGAGAGUGCUCACAACAAUUGGCCAUACUCUAUAAGGAACUUCACGGAUACAGAGCUUUACAUUUACCAAGCUAACCCCAAUAUUGAUCUGAACGGAGAGGUUAUCAAGCGAGACACUGUCUACAAGCCAGUAUAUUACAAGGUGCCUGGAAAGAGUGUUAUGCCCUAUGCCUACGACUAUCCAAACGCAGUUGUUAAAGAGUUGAUCAUCAGAACUCGGGGACGUGAGAGAGCUGUGAAUUUAGCCGAGAUCGGUAAUCUCAAACCGUUUAGAUUGCCAGCGACCGAGCGUGACGUACAGAAAAUUCUUGAUCUCAAUGUGGUUGCUGAUGGGCCUACCCAAUCGCUUGUAAUCUCAGACUACGAUCCUGGAUUGAGUUUGUACAAGUUGAAAAAGACUGAGACCGCAGGUUCUAGUGCCACGCUUUCUAAACUGCAAUUCGAAGUGGAUGAGGUUGAUGAUAACUACUAUACCAAAAUCUUUACUCGGUUUGAAGGUUUGGGAAUCUCUUUGAUUAACACAAGAUCGCAGGAACUUUGUUAUAUUACCUUGAGAGGCCUCGAGCUCAGGUACAAUGAGUCCGACCUUUAUCAAAACUUGAGUUUGAAGUUGAAGUGGGUUCAGAUUGAUAACCAGCUUUACGGCGGCAUCUUCCCUAUCAUUCUUUAUCCUACAGUGGUUCCAAAGUCAGGUAAGGAGAUGAAUAGCCACCCGUCCUUUUCAGGAUCGAUUUGCAAAGUGAAGGAUGAGUCACACGGUGUUGUAUUCAUCAAGUAUGCCACAGUUUUACUCCAAGAAAUGACUAUGGAACUUGAUGAGGAUUUCCUCUUUGCUUUGUUGGACUUCUCUAAAUUCCCUGGAGCUAGUUGGAAUGCACAUGUUGAGGAUAAGCUUUGUGAUUACAAUCUUGAGAUUCCUGAACCAACAAAGUUGUCUGACGCUAGUGAUAUCUACUUUGAGGCUUUGCAUUUGCAGCCAACUCUGACACAUUUGUCGUUUGUGAGAACAGAGAGAGUGAAUGCGGAGGACAGAACUUCAUCUCAGAACACGAUUAUGUUUUUCGUGAAUGUGCUUACCAUGGCCAUUGGUAAUAUCAACGAUGCUCCAAUAAAGUUGAAUGCGUUGUUUAUUGAGAACAUAAGGGUGCCAAUUCCUAUUUUACUUGAAUCUGUUCAAAAGCAUUACGGACAAUCCUUCUUCUAUCAGUUGCACAAGAUAUUGGGGUCUGCUGAUUUCUUAGGAAAUCCAGUGGGCUUAUUCAACAACAUUUCGUCGGGUGUGCUUGAUAUUUUCUACGAACCAUAUCAUGGUUUCGUUAUCAAUGAUCGUCCUCAAGAAUUAGGUAUUGGAAUCGCGAAGGGUGGUUUGAGUUUCGUCAAGAAGUCUGUCUUCGGAUUCUCGGACUCGUUUGCUAAGGUUACAGGCUCUCUCGCCAAGGGUUUGUCGGUAGCAACUAUGGAUAGGUCCUUCCAGGAGAGAAGAAGGUUGAACCAACGCCGGAACAAGCCAAAACAUGCAUUGUACGGCUUCUCGUCUGGAGCCAACUCUUUCUUCGAGUCCAUCUCGUCUGGAGUGACCGGAAUUGCAACCGCUCCAGCGGAAGGAGCCGCAAAGGGAGGAGCAAAUGGCUUCUUUAAGGGACUUGGCAAGGGUGUUGUUGGUCUCCCCACCAAAACUGCUAUUGGGUUCUUCGAUCUUGCUUCUAAUGUGGGCGAGGGUAUCAGAAACACCACGACAGUAUUUGAUGCAGAUGGCUUAGAGAAAGUUCGUCUCCCCAGAUACGUCUCCUACGACCAGGUGAUUCGUCCAUACUCACAGAGAGAAGCACAGGGACAGUUUUGGCUCAAGUCCAUUGAAGGUGGACGCUUCUUCAAUGAGACCUACUUGGCACACUUGCUCCUUGCCGGAGAAGAGAAAGCGGUGGUGAUCACGUUCAAGAGAAUCAUACUCUUCUCUAUUGAUUCACUCAAGGUCAUUUGGGUGACGAACUUCGACCAGGUUAAGAGCAUCGGCCUAGAGAGUACUGGUAUUUCUAUUAAGCUCAAGGCGAAGGAAGGCCCAUUUAUCCCCAUUUCGGAGAAGAAAAACAAGGAUUUCUUGUACGCAAGGCUUCGUGUUGCAGUUGAAAAGUUCAAUGUGCAUGCUAAGGUGAUCCAGUAA